UCUGAGUCAGAUAAAUUGCUCUUCUUGCUAUGUAAGAGUAAAACCAUCAUUUUGUGCUAGUGAAUUCCAUUCUUUACGAAAAUAUACAUCAAUCUCAUCCAAAAUGGCAGAAUCCAUCCUAUCCUCUGCAGUGCGUAAUAUAGGUGAAUUGCUAAUUGAAGAAGGAAAGUUUCUACAAGGCGUUAGCGAGCAAGUCAGACUCCUUCAUGACGAUCUCAAAGGGAUACAAAGGUUCUUAAGAUAUGCAGAUACGAAACAGACUGCAAGGGACGGUGUACAACAGUGGAUUCCGGAGUUUAGAACUGUCGCUUAUGAUGCAAGUGAUCUGGUUGAAGAUUAUGCUUUGAGGCUUUCAAUUUCAAGCAACGGAGGCUUUACAAGUACUCUAAAGAGGAUUCCUUGCAUCGCCACAAAGGGUUAUACCCGUCACGAUUUGGGCGUAAAGAUUCAAAGUCUCAGAACUAGGAUCUCUAAUCUCACCAAAAAUUUUGGCGAGUAUGGGCAUGUAAUGACCAGAACGGAGGAAGGAGAGUCGAGUGAUACGUCCAGGCAGCAACAAUUAAGGCACACUUACUCCUUUGUGGCCGACGAGGAUGUGGUUGAACUGCCUGAUGAUGUUGAGCAGCUGGUUAAAUAUUUGCUGAAUGAGGUGGCAGAGCGCAAAAUAAGCGUGGCUUCGAUUUACGGCAUGGGUGGUAUAGGCAAAACGACUCUUGCUAGAAAGGUAUAUCACCUUAAAAGAGUAGAGCAAUAUUUUGGAGGUCGUGCUUGGGUUUGUGUGUCACAACAAUGGCAGCCAAAAGAUCUCUUCCAACGCAUUCUACUCAAGCUUAUACCUGAACAGAGCAAUGAGAUUAUGAUGAGCGAAAAAGAUAAUCUAGCAAGGCAGCUUCAACAGCACUUGCAAGCUAAAGAUAGGAGAUGUUUGAUAGUCCUCGAUGACUUUUGGUCAACAGAAGCUUGGGAUUGCUUAAAAGACGCAAUCCCAGUUUCGGAGCAUGGAUCCAAAAUUGUGCUCACAACUCGUAAUAGAGACGUUGCGGAACAUGUUGAUCCAAAUGGUUAUCACCAUCAACUGCGUCUUUUGACCAAUGAUGAAAGUUGGGAAUUGCUACGCAAGAAAUCACUGAGGGGGAGAAGUGGUGAAGGUUUGGAAAAGGUAGGGAAGAAAAUGUUGAAAUACUGUGGGAAUCUUCCGUUGGCCGUGGUGGUUCUGGGUGGAAUUCUUAGAACUAAAACAACCCUCAGCGAGUGGGAUGAAGUGCAUGAGAAUAUCAAAUCCUAUUUGGAUAAGGGAGAAAAAAUUGGAAAAGAAGGAGAGGUGCCAAAGGUUUUAGCUUACAGUUACUACAACCUCCCUUGGCAACUAAAACCAUGUUUCCUUUACUUGGGUAAACUCAGGGAAGAUUUUGACAUUGGAGUAGAGAGUUUAUAUCAGAUGUGGAUAGGAGAAGGUAUGAUAUUUGAGAAUGAUAGGAGGGAGCAAGAAACAAUGAUGGAGGUUGCCGAGCGUUACUUGGAAGAUUUAGCACACAGAUGCAUGGUUGAGAUUAAAGUACAUGAGGAGGGGAAGCAUGCAGUAACAAGGUUGGAGUCAUGUCGACUUCAUGAUCUUAUGAGAGAUCUAUGCUUAGUCAAGGCAAAAGAGGAGAAUUUGUAUAAGCUGGUCGAUCGAACUACUUCACGAGAUUCUCCCCUUGCAUUUGAAGCACAGUAUGGUUUAGUCCUUCAUUUGCUUCCAGAAGAUAUCUCUGAAUACAACUUUCCGCCAAAAGAACAAACUAAGCAUCUUCGCUCAUUCAUGUGUGAUUCAUUGGUAGGCAAAGGGACCUAUUCUAAUCCAGGGGUGAGAAUAAUGUCCCAAGUCAAGAAUUUGAAGAUGCUCAGAGUUUUGACAAUUUUAUCCUUUGAUAUGGCCUCCCAAAGUUGUUAUCUCAAAUCACCUCUGAGAUAUGUCGUUAAGCUUAUCCAUUUGAGAUGUUUGAGAUUGAGAGGUCACAGAAUAAACUUGCCAUAUUCCUUGGGCAAUUUAAAGUAUUUGGAAACUCUCGAUUUAUCUGGUAGUUAUCGUUGUAGAAUACCGAACGUGCUAUGGAAAUUGGGAUGUUUGAGAUAUCUUUAUCUUUCGGACUGGUGGUGGUACUCUCAGCCUAAGCUGCGGUUGAGCAAGCAGCUGGAGAUACUUGAAUCAUUUAGCAACGGAAUUUGCAAUCCUGAAGAAGUAUGCAAAUUGUCGAAUCUCAGAGCUUUCAAAGCAACAGUGUAUAAAAACUUUGAGGACUUGGAACACAUCAUCAAUCAUAUAUCAAACUUGGAUUGCAUACGUAUUAGCUCACUUACAAUCAAUAGUUGUGAUUUUGGCCGGACCAACUCCAACAAUUCCAAUGACAGCAACGGUAGUUUGGAUAUUCUUUCAAGGGUGUUGUUUAGUAGGAAUAUUCAUGAAUUAGAGAUCGUGAAUAGUUUCUGCAAAAAGUUACCGGAUUACCAAUCCCGUAUGUCUCCUGAUCCUGCAGGCCUUACUGAAUUAAGGCUGCAGUGUACUAAAAUUGAGGAAGACUCAAUAGGAACGCUCGAGGAGCUUCCUAACUUAAGACUGCUGGAACUUGGGACAUAUUCUUUUCUGGGCCAAGCAAUGAUCUGCCAUUCAGGGGGAUUUCCCGAACUAAAACAUCUCAGGCUUGAUAGUUUGGGUAACUUAAAGCAGUGGAUGGUGGAAGUAGGGGCCAUGCCUAACCUCUCAAGUUUAUGGAUUGAGCGGUGUAGAGAAUUGGAAAUGAUUCCAGAUGGGCUGAGAUGUUUAACUACCCUAAAAGAGGUAACUCUUGUGCAAAUGCCUGAAGAAUUCAACAAUAGAAUUAGGAGGGUGAAUGGUCAACAAGGAGAAGAUUAUGAUAAAAUAAGCCACGUGCCUUCAGUUAAAAUCCACAGAUUGGUUGGCGGAAUAAUAGGUUAUCAAGUAGAAACUGUUUGUCCAAGCAAUCCUGUUUGACCAAGCCCCGGGUCUUGCCUUAAGAAAAUUCUACACUGAAUCUCCUGGCUUUCCCUGAUCUCAUCCGAUUCAAAUGUGAGUUUCUGUGUCAUAAGUUUCUUUGCACAUAGCAGCUGUUAUGUGACUCCAAAUGAUCUGAAACCAGCAUGACAAGGGCCAACAAGAUUGCAAGUUGGUUAGAUCUUCUUGUGUAGCUGGCAUUUGUAUGUAUUGCGAGCAUCUUUACUUAGCUAUUAGGGAAGAUACCAAUCUGUUAUAUGAUCCUUCACUUUUAGUGUUUGACCCAACAAGGAGAUAAUGUGUGACUAUUUUUAGCUUUUGGUUUGGUUAGUC
Messenger RNA from Coffea eugenioides, 3325 nucleotides. RefSeq names its product probable disease resistance protein RF45. Gene Ontology annotation, biological process: defense response to other organism. The transcript is spliced from 4 exons. The record is from RefSeq and is a predicted model, not a curated record. The coding region runs from base 104 to 2992 and encodes 962 amino acids. Lineage: Eukaryota; Viridiplantae; Streptophyta; Magnoliopsida; Gentianales; Rubiaceae. Gene Ontology annotation, molecular function: ADP binding.